Messenger RNA from Exophiala xenobiotica, 1345 nucleotides. RefSeq names its product secondary thiamine-phosphate synthase enzyme. The transcript is spliced from 2 exons. Lineage: Eukaryota; Fungi; Ascomycota; Eurotiomycetes; Chaetothyriales; Herpotrichiellaceae. The record is from RefSeq and is a predicted model, not a curated record. The coding region runs from base 4 to 651 and encodes 215 amino acids.
GAUAUGCCUUCCACCACCAUAACACAAUCAAACUACUUUACUGUAGCCUGUGUCUUCAUACUCUGUCUCGCCUUCUUCCCAGGUCUUCCACAGUUCCUCCUCGGCCUCCCACUUUGCGCACUACGCCUGACGACAUCGACUACUAAACCAUCAGCCCUCCCGAUCCUCAAUUGCCCGCCCGGUUGUGUUCCUUACAAUUCUCUCAACAACAUGACUACAUCGUGGUUCCAGAAGACUUUCACACUGCCCCAAAGAUCACGAGGCUCUUACUUGGUCACCGACCAUGUUGUGUCCUCUCUUCCCGAGCUCAAGGACUACAAAGUCGGCAUCCUCAAUCUAUUCAUCCAGCACACAUCAUGCGCGCUUUCAUUGAACGAGAAUUGGGACAGCGAUGUAAGGGAGGACAUGAGCGAUGCAUUGGACAGAAUUGCUCCAGAAGACAGAAAGGGCAAUCUGUACAGACACUCCGCAGAAGGAUUGGAUGACAUGCCAGCUCACAUCAAAUCAGCCUUGGUUGGCGCCAGUGUGACGAUACCUAUCACCGCUGGCACGUUAAACACAGGGACGUGGCAAGGAAUCUGGUAUUUGGAAUUUCGGGCAUCAAAGCAUACAAGGAAAGUUGUAGCAACCAUCCAGGGAGAGAAGCGGUAGGAUAUCCGCUCUCAAUACUGCAAUCACGUCCUCAUAUAAUUCUGCGUUGUUAUUGCGCUUGUGGCUUUUUGGAUCUCCAAACCAACCAUGCUAAUGCCAUGCCACCUUUUACCCCCGUCGCAAUCCAUAGGGCACCAGAAUAGCCAACAGAGGUCUUCAUCAGAGCACCAGAUACAGUCGCUCCAGCAAACAAGAAAACUGCCCCGAGUGCUCUCCUGUUUCGAUCGGGAUCCUGAAGCAAUCCAGCUGUGAACAGGUCUGGGUCACUCAUCAAGUCACAAAACAAGCUUGUUAAUACCACGGUCGGCAAUGCAUUAUAUUUGAGCAUCCGGCUUGCAACGAUUUGCCCAGCGCUCUGAAAAGCCAGAAGAGCAAUUGGACAAAGCUCGUGCCAGGGAAAGUUCCCUCGUCCAUCAGCUGUCGUUGUUUCCUCCGUUUUGGCAACCAAGUCGCCAGAGAUCAGUGACGCGGUCACGAUCAUCAAAGACGUUUGGAUGAAAAAAGAUGACAUUAUCACCCAUCGCUUGAGUGGGCCGAGAUAUCGAUGAUACCGAGAGAAACAAAACGCGCCGAGACAAAAUGACAAUAUGGCGAUUAAUGAUUUCGUCCAUGUAUGUUGAGGCACGUUGGCGGGUAAAUCACUGACUCCGAGGCCUGCGAAGAUGGUGUUUCCUAUAGGAAAUGGUUAGUUGAG